This is a messenger RNA of Onychostoma macrolepis, 5976 nucleotides long. RefSeq names its product mitogen-activated protein kinase kinase kinase 3 (gene map3k3). The coding region runs from base 1435 to 3297 and encodes 620 amino acids. NCBI's taxonomy places the organism in Eukaryota, Metazoa, Chordata, Actinopteri, Cypriniformes, Cyprinidae. The record is from RefSeq and is a predicted model, not a curated record. The transcript is spliced from 18 exons. Gene Ontology annotation, biological process: protein phosphorylation. Gene Ontology annotation, molecular function: ATP binding; protein binding; protein kinase activity.
GAGCACAAACUCCGUGUGCUUGCCCCAGUUGUCAUAUUGAACAUGUCACGGAAAUUACAGACGCUAUGCGAUGCAUUGUUUCUCACCGACGACGAUGAACAAUCCUGAGUGCGAUUUAAUCCGUGCACGAGCAUUAACAUGACGAACUUUGGGCUGGUUUUGAAGGAAGCGAGCUUUUGGGUUCCGGUGACGAACUGCUUUUUGGCUGUCAGGAAACUCUGCGCUAAAGAUUCAUUCUAGCAUCUGCUGCUUAUCAUCAACAACAUCACGAGAACGCCUGGACUAAUGUCGCCUCAAGACCUCCUCUCCUCCCUAACACCAACAAAUCCGCUCGCGCGGCCGUCUGGGAGCGCAUUUCUCGCACUUUCUCCGAGUUUUAACUUUCGCUGAGUAUAGCCGUAAUCAACGGAAAGAGGAAUUUGCUCAAGUAAGGCGCACGCUCUUUUGUCCAGAUCCUCGACUGUGCGGUUCCUGUGCAGUUGUCCUCGUACGUUUUUCGCUUUUACUUGGGUAAAGUGGAUACAUGAAGGCUGCUUUCACAGUCACAUGCCUUCAUUCAUAAUCAUUUGUCGCAUAAUAAUGCGGAGACUAUCCAAGGAUCGAGCUGAGAGCUCGUUUUCUUGUUUAUUUGGCUUUACAAAGUUGUUACGCACAGGAUUCAUUGACACAGACGGACUGUUACCGAUUCGCCUCUCAAUAGAAAAGUGAAAACUGUAGGUUUGUGCAGUGAGCUGGCCAGACCCAUCGACGGAGAGGGAAAAUAUGCAAACCUAGCAGGAAAAGAAGCCAUCAAAAUUACGGAAAUCCCUUCUUUUUUCCUCCGGUCUGCUAUUGCGAAUGCAUUCAAUGUAACCGCUCGUUUAGCCUAUAUCUGCAACAUUUGUGUUAUUUUCAUACAUCCUACACCUUUUGGACGCGAAGUUUAUUAUUCAGAUUUAUUUUGGACUCUCCAUGCAGUAGUUAUGCUGUCUACACAAAGCUAUACAUAUAUUGACGAAACGUCAAUAUCUUUGUAGUAUUAUUGCUACUUUCUCUCAGCAUAAACUGGAAAUCACGUUUUUGUGUGUGUGUUAAGAAGAGGUCUCUUCUCUUGCCUGCUCUGAGGAUUAAGUUUGAUGGGUGAUAUGGGAGACCCUCAGGGGUCCGCUGGCCAGGAAGCUCUUUAGCAAUGGCAGCGGCCUGGAUAUCUAUGGACAGUCACAUUACAUUAACUGUUACGUUUGUCCUCACGAUAUACAUCGAGUUCCUGAAGACAGGACAGAAAGUGACUCUGUGAAGAGCCCUCUUUCACCUGCGUUAAGUUCAGGAAGAACAGAUAACACCUUUGAAGGACAUCAGAAGGUCACUAGGCCAUUGAUGGGUGACGUAAGAGGACAGUGUGUGUGAGGACCUUCAAACCUGAACUCUCAUCAAGAGCACGCACAUACCGCCAAAAUGAAUGAGAGACAGGCUCUCCAUUCAAUUAUGAAGGAUCUGGUGGCCCUGCAGAUGACCAGGCGCCAGUCGGCGUCAACUUAUGACACGGCAAAACCUAAACCUGUCAGCACUGCCAGCUCUUCCAAAAGAAUGGAGGAUGUCAGGAUCAAGUUUGAGUUCUGUGGUGAAAGAAGGAUUCUGAUGUUUGGGCGGCCUGUGCAGUUUGAGGAAGUCCAGCAGAAAGUCAAAACAUUCUUCGGUCAGCAGUUAGACCUGCAUUAUAUGAAUAAUGAGCUGUCCAUUCCCCUGCGUGAUCAGGAUGACUUGGAUAAAGCCAUUGAUCUGUUGGACCGCAGCUCAAACAUGAAGAGCAUCAAGAUCAUGCUGCUGACACAGGAACAAAGCAAUGCCUCUUCUCCAUCUCAUCACACAUUGUGUAAGCAGGUUCGCAUCAAAGCCUCUCAGUCCACCGGUGAUGUCAGUACUGCCUACCAAUCCUCAGAAACAAGAGGACGCCACCACUCCACCAGCUCUCAGAACACUGGCCGAAGUUCUCCGCCCCCUGGUUACGUUCCUGAGCACCAACAGCGAAUUGCACGUCAGGGAUCUUACACCAGCAUCAACAGCGAGGGGGAGUUCAUACCUGAAACCAGCGACCAGUGUGUGCUGGAUCGUUGGAGCAGUGCAGAAAACUCUGUGUCUGGCAGCUGUCAGUCAUUGGACAGCAACUCUGACAGUCCCUCACUCAGGAAACCUCGUACACACAGGGUUAAGAGUUACCCUGACAACCGACAGGAUUGUGCAGACCGGGAAAACCAUGUAUAUGAUAAGACUGUCGGGAAGGGAGGGACGUACCCUCGCAGAUAUCAUGUGUCGCUGCAUCAUAAAGACCACAGUGAAGGUCGACGGACAUUUCCACGGAUCCGUCGUCCCCAGGGAAACUUGUUCACGUUGGUGCCGUCGCGGCGUUCACUGAACGGCAGUGAGGAGAGUUUGGGGAGCUGGCAGCUGGUUGAUACUCAAGCCAGACUCCGCCCACAGGACCGCCCAGUCCCUCACAAGUCUCCUACAGCUCCAGUGACGUGGCGCAGGGGGAAGUUGCUGGGUCAGGGAGCUUUUGGAAGGGUGUAUCUGUGCUAUGACGUGGAUACAGGCAGGGAACUUGCAGCAAAACAGGUUCAUUUUGACCCUGCCAGUCCAGAGACCAGCAAGGAGGUGAGCGCUUUAGAGUGUGAGAUACAGCUGUUGAAGAACCUGCAUCACGAACGAAUCGUUCAGUACUAUGGUUGCCUUAGAGACCAUAAUGAGAAGACCCUCACCAUUUUCAUGGAGUAUAUGCCUGGGGGUUCAGUCAAAGACCAGCUGAAGGCUUAUGGGGCUUUGACAGAGAAUGUGACACGCAAGUAUACCAGACAAAUUCUGGAGGGCAUGUCCUACUUGCACAGCAACAUGAUCGUCCACAGGGACAUCAAAGGUGCCAACAUCCUGCGAGAUUCGGCCGGCAAUGUGAAGCUGGGAGAUUUUGGUGCCAGUAAGCGGCUUCAGACCAUCUGCAUGUCCAGCACUGGGGUCCGUUCUGUUACUGGAACGCCGUACUGGAUGAGCCCAGAGGUCAUCAGCGGAGAGGGCUACGGCCGGAAGGCAGAUGUUUGGAGUCUAGGCUGCACUGUGGUGGAGAUGUUGACAGAAAAGCCCCCGUGGGCUGAAUUCGAGGCCAUGGCAGCCAUAUUUAAGAUUGCCACACAGCCCACCAACCCCCAGCUGCCCUCUCACAUCUCCGAGCACACUCGGGACUUCCUCCGCUGCAUCUUCGUGGAGGCCAAGUACCGGCCGAGUGCAGAGGAGCUGCUCAGACAUCCCUUCUCCCAGAUCUUGUGCUGAGGUGUCCGUCUAGGUGCUUACACGGGUUAAAACCCCUCAUUUCUCUUGUUAAAGAGUGAUAAACUCAGCUUCAAAGGAAAUCUGCAUUUCCGCAGCAUGUGACCUGCCAGCACCCAAUCCAGGGUGUUGCUGGAUUAGGUCGCAAAACUGGUUUCUUCUCUAAUGGUUUGAAAUGUGAUGUCUUUGGGACAGCAGGGGGCGCUACAUGACUUUCGUGAUGCACAUGCUCUUUAUCACAGAAAUAAACCAAUUGAGGGUGUCACAGGAUUAGCAGAUGCAACAAACAUGAUACCGUUUGAGCCACUGAGCUGCUUCAAACCGGACCGUUUCUUACAGCAACUGCCAAAUGUGCCUUCUAAAGUUUUUCAGACAUCAAGAAAGUCUCCUAGUACUGAAUGUUUCAUACAGUCCACAGCAGAGUUAUGAAGUCAGUGUUUUUAUGUGCCAUUUCCCCUUCCACACGGAUUCCCGUGUGCGCCCAUUGUCUCUAUGACUCCAGGCACUUAGUGUUAAAGGAAACGUAAUAAUUGUGUGCCGGUUUGUUCCUGCCUUGGAUGAAUGAGGGUCACAUGCACGUCAGUCUCGAAUGGUUUGCAUUCGUGAUUAAUCGUCGAUAUUGAUUAAUCUUCGUAGAAUUGCACUUCCUUGAUUUGUUGUUUGUAAGAACUGUUUUAGUCUGUUACAGAAAGCAGCUUCUUCUCGUUUUUUGACUGAGGUCAGGUGCCGAGGGUCAGGGCAUGAGGUUAUAGUGGUUGAAGUGUAAUACGUAGUUUUGUACCGCAGUAGUGCCUUAUAGUGUCCUGUAGAGAGCAGUAGUGCAGUACUUAAGAUGCAGCUAAUCUAUAGUAUUCCUAUAGUGAUGAUGAGAUGUUCAAUUGGGAAUCGGUUAUUUUGUGUCUGGUGAGAUAUUGAGAGCACAUUAGGUUGUAUAUUAGCUUUCUCUCCAGCCCUGCCAAAGAAAAUGUAUUUAGAAAGUGUUGUGCCUUAAGUGUCUUAUGGCAGUAUAUUGGACUCAUUUGGAUCAGAUGCACUUUUGAAUAUGAAUGUUGAAUAUACCAAAUUGUUCAUUUGUUACACAGAAUGUGAAGCUUUUUUCACUUUUUUUAUUUAUGUCCCAAUGGUCAGCCAUUUUUAUAUACGAGUAUAUAUAUGUAUGUGUAUAAAUCUAUUUUUAUAUAGUGACUCUGAACCGAGUUAUGCUUUUAGGAACAGAAGAUGAGUUAGAAACAAGAAUUGUAACAGCAGCUGGUUUUGCAGAGACUACAACAUGAUUUUACAUGUGUUUAUUACUGGCUGGAAAUCGAGCUCUGGCGAUUUAUGCCGCAAGUCACAAGUCUUCUGUACUCGUGUUUUUAAGUGUUUUAUUGUGUGUCUGUUUCUGUCUGCUUUUUCACCCGAGGAUAUCGUGGAGAAUCUCAUGCAGACAGGUUGUCACAGGAAGUGACUAGUGCCUUGAAUCAUUCUCAGAAAUGCAUGUACACACAGAUAUUCACAUUUGCUGCCACUUAGGAAGGACUUGCACAGAUAUUUGCCUUUAUGUAUUCAGAGUUGCAGUGUUGGAAAGGAAAAAUAAGAGGUGGAAAAGAAAGAUUUUGUUUUUAUGUUAAGAAAAUGAAAAUGGUAUUAAGGUUGAUGUACACUACCUUUCACAGUUUGGGGUCAGUAAUAUUUUUGUGAAAGAAAUAACAUGUUUAUUUAGCAAGGAUGCAUUAAAUUGAUCAAAAGUGACAGUAAAGAUUAUUUAUGUUACAAAAAAAUUCUACUUUAUCUUUUUCUUUUUUUUUAAUUGACUUUCCAGCCAUCAAAGAAUCUUGUAUCAAGGUUUCCACAAAAAUGUUAAGCAACACAAAUGUUUUCAACAUGAAUGUUUUUUGAACAUACAAGCAAAUCAGCAUAUAAAAUAAUGCUUUCAGAACGAUCAUGUGACACUAAAACUUGAAGUAAAUUAAGUUUUGCCAUUAUAGUAAUUCAUUUUUUUUUUUUUUCAAGUUAUUUUUAGGUGGAAAUAAAUUUACAUAACAUUACUGUUUUUGGUGUAUUUUUGAUCAAAUGUAGCCUUUUGUCUUUUUUUCUUUAUUUUUUUUUCUUAAACAUUUAAAAAAAUCUUACUGACCCCAAACUUCUGAAUGCUUGGAUAAUUCGGAAUUAUUCAGAAUGCAGGAAGUGUAGGAAGACUAGGCAUGUUUAUGUGGAACUAAGAAAAGUGUGUGAAAAGGCACUAUGCUUUCUUUGGAAAUGUAUCAUGGGGUAUUGCUCAAGUGAAAGUGUAGGUGGAUGCCAGGGGUGAAUUUCCACUCAGCUUGACGACUUUGUUUAGCUCAGGGUUUGAGUGACAGGUGUCCGUCAUACGGGCACACCAACACUGACCGCAGGACCACUUGUCCUCCUUUUAUAUUAUUUUGAAAGUAUUUUGGCCUCCUCAAAAACAGUUGAAUGGCUCAAAUAUGUUCUCAAAUAGCUGCUAGUUUUUGUUUCGGCAGCUAAGAAUCAGUAUUGUACCAAAGAUUGAGAAAUGUGUCAGAGAAAUGUCUAGUUGAGAACCCUGGGAUAAGCAAAAGAAUACGAGCCAGUAGGUUAGAUACACAAUAUAUGAUUGUUUAUGUAUCUUGACAUGAGACUUGCAGUGCAAAGUCCAGUGUAUCAAAUAUUUUCAAAUAAAACAAUAUGCACAAAACCACA